AUGAAGACCUGCAUCCGCAAGCCGGCCUCGUCCCGAUCGACCGGGUCCUCACCAUCACCUGCAUCGUCAGCCUCCCAGGGGGAGAGGGCGUGCCAGGCCAGCUCUGCGACGUCCUACUCCGAAACCGAGCAAUUCCAACGAAUCGAAUCCCUCAAAGCCAUCGACAUAGAACCAGACAUGCAGGACGACUUUAAUCGCAUCCAGCUUUGGGCCGAUGAUUUGCCACUUGACACAAAAGGAUUCGAGAAGAUGCGGAAGAAUAGGUCCACGACCAUGAGCAACGAGAAGCACAGGUCUGGACGGAACUGGUUCGACAACAACAGGGGUUUCGCUCUUACUGGCCUUCCUCCUCGCAAAUACAGCACCUCCGACGAUAUUUACUGGGCUACAAGGUAUAGUCCUCAACUACGCCUGCGGGUUAGUCCGCCUGCAGGGAUGGAGAGGUUGACUUUGAAGUUCUGUGGUAGGACAGUGGCGAGUGGGUUCGUUGCGAAGAAUCCGCCGAAGAAGAAAGGGAAGAAGUCUAGGCGGACGUGGUGA
Cyphellophora attinorum is the source of this 540-nucleotide messenger RNA. RefSeq lists its product as uncharacterized. The record is from RefSeq and is a predicted model, not a curated record. The coding region runs from base 1 to 540 and encodes 179 amino acids. The transcript has a single exon. NCBI's taxonomy places the organism in Eukaryota, Fungi, Ascomycota, Eurotiomycetes, Chaetothyriales, Cyphellophoraceae.